This is a messenger RNA of Plasmodium gaboni, 2175 nucleotides long. RefSeq lists its product as hypothetical. The transcript has a single exon. Gene Ontology annotation, molecular function: double-strand/single-strand DNA junction binding; double-stranded DNA binding; single-stranded DNA binding. The record is from RefSeq and is a predicted model, not a curated record. Gene Ontology annotation, biological process: double-strand break repair via homologous recombination; DNA double-strand break processing involved in repair via single-strand annealing. Lineage: Eukaryota; Apicomplexa; Aconoidasida; Haemosporida; Plasmodiidae. Gene Ontology annotation, cellular component: site of double-strand break. Bases 1 to 2175 code for a protein of 724 amino acids.
AUGGCUAGCUGUAGUGGAAAUGUUAAUUUUUCUUUAAGCGGAAAAGAGAAGCGUAUAGGUUUAGAAUCAGUUUUAGAAAUUGCAUUUGAUGAAUUAAUUUCAGAAUUCAAAAAAAAGUUUCUACAAAAAGUAAUAAGAGUAUUAGAAGAAGAAAAAUAUAAUGACAAUUUAGAUAUUAUGAAUGAAAGGAGGAAGAAAUUUUUUUUGAAGAAAUAUGAAGACGAUCAAAGAGAAGAUGAAAGUGAAAAUGAAAAUGAAGCUCAUACUCAAAAUCAGAGGGAAGAAAUUAUGAUAGAACAAAAAAAAAAAAUAAAAAAGGAAUAUAAUUCAUCAUCAAAUGAUAGUACCUUUGGUGUGUAUUUGAAAAGUAUUAUAGAUAGAAAUAAAAUCAGUUUAUUGAAAAAAUUAGAAAAACAAAAAGAAUUAAAAAAAGAAGAAGAAAAUAAUAAAAUGAAUUAUUAUAAUAAUAAUUAUAAAAAUGCAAUUAUAAAUUAUGAUGAAAAUAAAGAGAAACAUAAUAUUUUAAAUGAUAAAAGUCUACAUAAUAAAAAAGAACAAUCUAUGAAUGAGCGAACAAAAUUAAUUAAGUAUACAUUUGAUCAUAAAAUUAAAAAUGAUAUGUAUUUAAAUCCUUCUGAAUCUAAAUUUAAAUAUGUAAAUGAAAGGAUAGAAAAUUUAUAUAACAUAAGCAAUGAAUUAAGAUAUAAAAAGAGAAGAGAAAGAAGUAAUAAUAUAAAAUAUAUUAAACAUAAUGAAAAUGAAUUUUUUAAAGAAAAUGAUAUAGACGAUGAAAAAGGUAAUGAAAAAUAUAAUGAAAAAGAUAAUAUCAUCAAAUUAAAACAAUAUAAUAAUAAUUGUAGUAGUAAUAAUAAUGAUAAUAAUAAUAUUAAAGAUAAUAUAAGACAAAAUAUUAUUAAUAAUCAUCAGAAGAAUUAUGUAUCUUCUUAUAAUAACAGUUUUAAAUAUCCUUCUAGAAGUCAUAUAUUUACAGAAAGAUUUAAUGUUCAAGCGUCUGAUGAGAAUAAUGAUAAGAGUGAUAAUAUAUAUAAUAUAUUACAUAAAAAAAAUAAAAAUUGUAAUAAUAUUUAUGAGAAUAUUCUCCUUUCAUCGAAAGGUGCACAAAAAUUACUAUCAAGCAAAAAUAUAAUAGAUGAAGAAAAAAAACAAAUAAUAAAUGAUAAUAUAAAUAUAGAGAGUCCCCAUAAAUUUAGCGAUGCAUCUAAUGAAAAAAAUAAUCAUUUGGAAUGUAAAAAAAAAAAAAUGAAAUUAGAGAAGCCAUUUUCUUUUGAUCUACAUGAUAGUGAUGACAACUAUGUGAACGAAAAAAAUAAUAUGUACAAGCAGGUGGAUUUAAAAAAUAAUAUAUCACAAAGGCAUUAUAAAAAUAUAGAAGACUUCAAAUCAUGUCAAUUGAAAAAAAAAAGUUCAAAUGAAAAGGAAAUUGUUGAAAGGCCAAAUAAUAACUUGUUUUUUGAAGUUAUAAGAGGAAAGAAAAGAAAAAAUAUGCCAGGAUUUGAAUGUAAAGAUUGUAAGUCAUUUUAUAAUGAAAUAUAUUCAGAUGAUAAUGAAGCGAAAUGUGGGCACAAGAAUUUUUUCUUUAAAAAUGAGCAAAAUAUGAAAAAGAAAAUGAACACUGAUAAAGAUAUAAGUUGUAAAGAUAGUGCAACGAAUGAUAUCAAUAAUGUGGAUAAUAUGAAUAAUGAGAAUAAUAUAAAUAAGGAGGAUAACAAAAAUAUGGAGGAUAACAAAAAUAUGGAGGAUAACAAAAAUAUGGAGGAUAACAUAAAUAAGGAGGAUAACAAAAAUAUGGAGGAUAACAAAAAUAUGGAGGAUAGCAUAAAUAAGGAGGAUAAUAUAAAUAAUGCCGAUAAUUUAAAUAAUGAGGAUAAUUAUCUAUUAAACAAAAAUGUUAAUAUGAAUAAUUCUAAGAAUAGUAUAUAUUAUUCAAAUUCCUUAUCCUUAACAUGUUUGAAUGCUCAAACAGAUACUGAAAAAACAUCAUUGAACUUAAAAAAAAAUGGUAAUAUGUUAAACCAUGAUAAUAUAAAUAAAGACAGUGAUUUAGAAAAAGAAGAAAAAAAAAAAAAAAUUAUACAAACCUUUUCACGACAUAGAUAUCAUAAUAAAAUUAAUGACUCUCCAAAAAAUUUCUGGAAAUUUGAUUUCUUUAAAUAA